AGCGCGCCGCGCCCCGGGUCCCCAGAUCAGCUGCCCUGGAGGCCCAGGCAGCGCGCAAACUUUUGCUCCAGCGCCCCGCGCUCGUCCUCUGCAAGUGAAGCCCCCGAGCGCGCGCGCAGCCGCCAGGUUAGCUCACCAGUGGGCGCCGCGGGCCGAGAUGCUACUCCGGGACCUGGUGCUGCGCCAUGGCUGCUGCUGGCCCUCACUUCUGCUGCACUGUGCGCUGCACCCACUCUGGGGUUUAGUUCAGGUGACACACGCUGAACCCCAGAAGUCUUGCUCUAAGGUGACUGACAGCUGCCAACACAUCUGCCAGUGCCGGCCCCCACCGCCUCUACCCCCUCCACCCCCACCUCCGCCACCUCCCAGACUACUCUCCGCCCCAGUUCCCAACUCUACCUCCUGCCCUGCGGAGGACAGCUGGUGGUCUGGUCUGGUGAUCAUCGUCGCGGUGGUCUGUGCCUCUCUGGUGUUUCUGACUGUCCUGGUGAUCAUUUGCUACAAAGCCAUAAAGAGGAAACCACUGAGAAAAGAGGAAAAUGGCACCAGUGUUGCUGAGUACCCCAUGAGCUCCUCACAGAGCAACAAAGGGGUGGAUGUGAACGCUGCGGUAGUAUGAACCUGCAGGCCCUGGGACCCACUGGCCAGAAGGGCACCGUGGUGACACUGGUGGACAUGGAGGACAGGUGGACAUGAGCUGACCCUGGGUCUGUCCAGGACUUCGCGCUUCGCAGGCCUCGAGCCUCCUGAAAGAGAAAGCAUCCUCUUCCCAGGCUAGCCCUGGUCACCCCCGAGGUCUUCCCAGGCUAGCCCUGGUCACUCCCAAGGGGUGCAGCACUGACACCAGGCUUGAGCCAGGCUCCCCUGCAUGUGGCCCCUGAGCAGCGUCACCGCCCAGGGAUCUCCAUACUCUCCUCCUUGUCUCAUAUUGGGCGCACCGAUUGUCACCCAGUUGCUACCGAAAGCAUGUAUUCCAAUGAAAGCAGAGGGUCUGUCUGUCUGCCUGGGGCAGAGAGAUGCCCCACUUUAGCCAGAAGAAAGGUGAUCCAGGGACUGCUCCCAUUCUGGAAGCUUCCUCUCCUGCAGGAAACCCACAUGCUCCUCUGUGGACAUUCUUACAAAAGCCAUCACACAGCCAUGAGACAAAUGUCCCCUUCCAAAGGUGCUUCCCAUGCAUCUGUCCAUCGCUGUGUCCGCCAUGGUCUUCCGUCUCCAGAGCCUGUGUCACCCUCCGCUGCCCACCCACAGCCUAGCCUGUGACUCCUUACUGCACGCCUGCCUCGGGAAGCAGUCGCUCAGCCUACAUAAUCCCCAGGGCGUGAACUCUGUCUCCCAGAUGCCCAGGCAGAGGGUGUCUCCAGAAAGUCAGAGGUUCCCUUUGCCCACUCUGGCUCUUCAGGAAGCAUCAGUGUGAUCCAGACCCUGCCUCACUGGACAGAGGUCACAACUUGUGCCAAACCCAUAUGGGCACUCUGUGCCAGGCUGAUGCUGGUCUGGUGCUCUGUGACCCACAUACACCCAAAGGUCCCUGAAACCUAAAUUUGGUACCCAGGAAGCUCCCAGGAGAAGGUGGCCUUCUGUGUGUCCCUGUGGCUUUCUCUGUGGCCCUGAACUCUUAAGGUACCAGAGCCUCCUCAGUGUGAGCAGAAGGGAAAGUGGAGAAGAAUUGUCUAACCUUGAUACCACCCCCCACCAACCCACAGGCUUGUUUCCCUGGAGGCCACCCACACAGUGAGGUGCAUCCCUUGACCCUUGUGAUUUUGUGUCCCCUCCCCCCCACUCCCCUCACCAGCCACGCAUACUUGACUAGAAGGAAGCAAGCCUACUAGAGCGAGUGUAACACCCCUACAGCGUAGAGAUUUAGCUGGAUACACUAGCCUCCUCCUCAACCACCGGAGAUGUCUGGUGGGUGUUUGUGCUACAGGAGAAUUUCAAAGCCAGGUAAAACUGACAGGAAAAUCAGUCCUAUGAGGCUGGAUACCCUGAAGCUGCCACCGCUCUGCUCCCGAGUCAAUAGGUACAGGUUAAGGGGCGGUCGGAGGCACGACACACCUCCUGUAAGUGACAUUUGCCCUCCUUUGCUUGAGGGCAUGGUUUGGGGUUAGUUUUGAAUUUCCCCUUUAUAGCCUUGUGCUCUAGCACAGGGUUGCCAAAAUCCUUCUCUAGGGCUGCCCCCCCCCCCUGCCUCCACCCAGGGGAGCAUCUGGCCGUCCUCUUUGGAUGUGAUUCCAAAUGAUGAAGAAGCCAGAGGAGGUAGAUCAGGGACAGGCAAGACAAGGGUGAGAAGCCUUUCGGGCUCCACCCUAGUGCCUUGUCUCUCACACCAUUGCCACCUUGUUCUAAAGUGAGACAAGGGCCAGUCUCCUGGUGCCUGUGCCGGCAGCAGACACUGAGAACAUAGGAGGCCUGGUCCUAGUUGUAAACAUACACACCGUGGAGCCUCACAGGAGAGAGUAACACCCUCCCACUCCCACCUCCAGUUAUCAAGACCCAGGAGUGAGGAAGGGACACCCCUAGCUGGAGGGGAGCUCCCUACUAGGGGGCCUGAGGGCUGGGCAGAGCCUAAGAUCUCCGUGUAUCUAUGUCCAGACCUUGGCUUAAACCCAGGAAGCACACAGUGUGUGUGUGUGUGUGUAUGUGUGUGUGCUAUUAGCCAGCAGGGACCACGGCUGAGGUUGCACUGUGCUUGGCUAGUGUGAAUGUAAAUUCUUUUUAGUGGGCUUGCGUUACCCCAUCCCACAAUUAGAGGAAACCAAGGGAAGGGCCUAGGUUUUAGAAAGGUUCCCCAGAGAACAGCCUCCGAAGCCCAAGACUGGCCACUAAGAGGGCACAUCUCACAUCACAAUAGAAGGCACUUUUUUUUUUAAGCCCACAUGGCUGUAACAUACAUAAAAUGAACCCUUGUCAGCCAAGAGUGUGAACUUAGACCUUCAUUUCAAAGGGCCCUGCACCAGCUCCACUAAGACCUGUUCUCAGUACAGCCUGAGCGCAGGGGUCAAAAGAAAUGCCCCCAUCCAUGCGUUUCCUCCAAUGUCUCUCACUGGGGUUAAGUUGUUUCAGAACUCAUCAGCGUGUAGGACCUCCCGGUUACCAGGUGUUUCUACAAGCCUUCUAGAGGACAUUUCGAAUGAAAAAAGAGUAGAUGUAAAAACAGGCAUAUUCUAUAUAGUUAUAUAUAUUUAAAGAGAUAUCUAUCUAUACAAAUAUAUAUAUAUAUAUAAAUAAUUGUAUUCUGAUCUGUACAAAUAUGACUUAACAGUCCAGGCAGUGUGUGACCUGCAGUGCAUGAAUGUAAAUACUGUGAACUCUGCCUUCUUAGCAGUGCGUGUGUAUGGGAGGCGACCGUCCCGUCAGCACUCGUCCUUGGUGGGCAGGUACACGCUUCAAGACUCAGCAGCACCUUCCUUACAAGGAAGGAAGCAUCAAGAUUUUUUUUUUUACUGUCAAUAAAAAUAUAC
Arvicanthis niloticus (Nile rat) is the source of this 3458-nucleotide messenger RNA. Lineage: Eukaryota; Metazoa; Chordata; Mammalia; Rodentia; Muridae. The record is from RefSeq and is a predicted model, not a curated record.